UUUGCAUUGCCAGGGAAUUAUAGUACAGAGCUGGGUUCUCAGGACUUAUGCUUAACAUUUAACUAAAUAUUGCAGAUACAGACUCCUGGAUAAAGGAACAUAUAAGCUUACUAUGGAUAAUCUACAAAGUUAGAAGCAGUUUGAAUAAUCUGGACCAAGUUUGGGAUGGCUGAGAGCGCACCCACAAUGGAUAACUCUGAUGAGGACCUCUAUAAUGUACCGGAUUACUCAACGCCCUACUGUGAGGAAGGAGAGAACAGUCCCCCAAGACCACAGUCUGACUAUGUUCCUCCUCCAGGAAAAGUAACGGUUCUCAAUGCUGGCCAGGAGACUGUUUCUCUUGGCUUUUCACUCCCUGAUAACUCUGUAAAGUACACACUGCAAUUAGAUUACUCCUGCAACACACAGAGUGGCAGUUUGGUCACAGAGGACUCCAGCACUGUGAAGGUUGAGGGACUGAAUCCUGGGACCGAGUAUACUUUCAGUAUCAUAAGGAUUGCACACAAUGGAAAACAAAGCAAAGCAACCUCCCUGUCCGUCUUCACAGAGCCCAGCCCUCCUGUGCAGAUUACAGUCUACCAGGUCGGCAGUGAGUCCCUGUGUCUGCGAUGGGACACCCCUGCUGGUGAAGUGGAGAGUUACAUCGUGACUUGUUGCAGUGAGGGAGACAUUGUGCAAGAGCUGACAACAGACACAGACAACCUGACUCUCAGCAACCUGAAUCCAGGAGUGUGUUACUCUCUCCAGGUGUCUGCACAACUUAGGAAUGGAAGAAAAAGCAAGCCAACUGUAACAACUGUCCACACAAUCUUUCUGUGUUCUGAUGGUUUUGUAAUGCAGGAAAUGGCCCUGAAAAUGUCCAUGUGUCAGUUUUCUGUGCCUCUAUUGCUUCCCAAUUGUGACACAAAGCAGUGCACACUCAUGCUUUGGGCCAUGCGAGACAUCGUUAAAAAGUACAGACCUCAGUCCCUUUUACAAUCCAAGGGCUUCAUUGAACAAAGAAUUGUUCUCUCUGAACUUCCAAUGAUAUCUUUUGUGAGACUGGGCGAGUGCUCCUUGUCCAAGUCAGAGAUCCUCAAUAAGCUUCUGAGCAAUUCCCAGCAGUACCACGAUACCUUUGUUCACCGUGAUAUGGAGUGUGGCGACAUCCCAAGGAAAAUAUCCAAUGGCCUGGCAGAAAUUACUUGGUACCUUCCAUGUGGGAACAAAAACAUGGAUGUUUUCAGUGAGCCAGUUGCUGUAACCAAUCUUCGUGGAGACAUUGCUUUGUUUGAAACACAAUUUUCUUUUUUGUGUCAGACAUCUGCAGCAGUUUUUGUGUUCUUUGACAAGUGCGACUCUAAAUGCGAGCUGCUUACCAACCAACACCACAAGGGACAGAUCUUCUUGGUGGGUAACCAUCAAAGCAAGCAUUUCAAUUUGAAUGCUCUAAAGAAAGUAGCAACCAAGUUGGGCCUAACUAACAGCAACAUCCUUUUGAAGGCUAAGCACAUGAAUGAUGCAGACUUUGUCAAAACCCUGCGCAAAACUGUCAGCAAUGUUGUUGAGAACACAAAGAUGAAGAUGGGAAUCGAGCAGAUGGCUAACAUCGCCCAUGAACUGGGAAUCUGGGUUGAUGAAGACUCUUCAGAGUGCCAGACUGCAAAGAAAAAUGCAGAUGCCAUCACUGCAGAAAUUCAAAAUAUCCUUCAAUACAAAGAAGCUCAGUUACCCUCGCAAGGCCAAAUAUGGAAAGAAUUGACUUGUUUAGAGAAGGAAGAAUUUCGGCUUCGAAAAGUUGGAUCUGAGGACAUAGAAAAAUACAAAAGUGAUCUUCAGGUACAGAAAACAAAACUUAGGGAAAAACAGAACUCUUAUGACAUGUCAAAUGCAAUGACAUGUUUCAUCAACGCAAUAUCAAGCCCAGGAAUAGAAAGAUGUUAUUUCCUGAAAUGGAUGCGAAUGAACCUUGAUAACGUGUCCCGAGAAAAACUCUCUGGUCUCAGGGAGCAGUACAAAGAAAAAUGCAAAGAUUCUGAGAACAAAGAGGAAAUCAAAGACAUUGACAAACAACUUUCCAACAGCUCACUGGGGACUGAACACUUCUUCCGGGAAAUGGGUCAGAUCUAUGAAGCUUCACUUUCCCUUCCAGAAACAGACCGAUCCCGUAAACAACUACAGCAUCUGCCCGAACUUUGUGCAGAAUUGUUACUUGAUGGAUUUCCUCUAGAGCUUGUAGAUGGAGAUGCAUCCAACAUACCUCUCCGAUGGGUGAGUGACGUUCUCUCUAAGCUCAAUGACUUGGUGUCUCCUAAGAACAAGAUACUGGUAGUCACAGUCCUUGGAGUUCAGAGCACAGGAAAGUCCACUCUCCUCAACACCAUGUUUGGAGUGCAGUUUGCAGUCAGCAGUGGACGAUGCACUCGAGGUGCCUUCAUGUUGCUCAUCAGAGUCAAUGAAGAUGUAAAAAAAGUGCUUAACUGUGACUUCAUAGUGAUCAUUGACACUGAGGGCUUGAAGUCACCAGAGCUUGCACAGCUGGACAAUAGCCAUGAGCACGACAAUGAGCUUGCAACACUUGUUGUGGGGCUGAGUGAUAUCACCAUCAUCAAUAUUGCCAUGGAGAAUUCAACAGAAAUGAAGGACAUCUUACAAAUUGUUGUGCAUGCUUUCCUCAGGAUGAAAGAGGUUGGCAAAAGGCCCAAAUGUCAGUUUGUUCACCAGAACGUGUCAGAUGUUUCAGCCCAUGAGAAGAACUUACGAGACAGGAAACUGCUCUUGCAACAGUUAAAUGAGAUGACCCAGGCAGCAGCCAAAAUGGAAAAGAAAGAGGAGAACAAGAGCUUUACCGAUGUGAUGGAGUACAGUCCAGACACUGGGAACUGGUACAUUCCUGGACUCUGGAAUGGAAACCCACCAAUGGCACCAGUCAAUGCAGGCUACAGUGAAGCUGUAUAUGAGCUCAAGAAGAACAUAAUCAAAAUUUUGGGAAGUUGUGAUUCAUCUGCUAAUGAUAUCUUGGAGUUUACAGAGUGGAUGAAAAGCCUGUGGAAUGCAGUAAAGCAUGAAAACUUCAUCUUCAGCUUCAGAAACAGCCUGGUGGCUGAUGCAUACAUGAGGCUGUGCACAGAAUUCAACAAAUGGGAAUGGGAAUUCAGAAAAGAAAUGUACACAUGGGUGACAAAAUCCGAAACAAGAAUUUCCAACUACGGUACAGUUGCUGUGAAAUCUGAGGUAUCUGACAUGAGAGAACUUCUCACACAUUUGAAAAGUGAAGCUUGCACAAUCCUGUCUAAAUGGGAGACAAAACUCCUUGACAAUUUGACACAGUACUUCAAGCAAACAGAUGGCCACGUCUAUCUAGUUGAACAAUACAGAGAGGACUUUGCAAACAGUGCAAAAAGCCUUCGGCAAGAAAUGGAGCGCUCUGUACUUAAUCAGCUCACGGCAGCAGCUGACAUCAGACAGGGAAUGACAGAACUUGAUAGAAUCAAGGAGAACCACACAAAAGAAUUAGAGGGGAGAGUAAGUGGACUGAUUGAACAUUGUCGGCAGAAAAAAGUCCAGAUGACAGACAAAGAGCUCGACAAAGAAUUUGAUAAGAUGUGGAAACAAAUGGUAAAUGAUCUAUCGUUUUCUAAACAAAAGGCCAAGGAUGUCAUCACAAGUGUGUCCCACCACCUGAGAGACAAUCUCUCACGUAAGGGAAGUCAUGCGUGUCAAUUAUUAAGUCAAAGAAGCAUGACAGAUUGUGGACAGGAGCCUUUUACAUACACAGCAGAAGGAUUUUACAAGAAGGUUAAACAUAAACUCAGCACGUUUUUCAACAUUGAAGAUCACGUAAUGGCUUUGCAAAAAACAGCUGAUCAUAUCGCAAUGGACUGUACACAGUUUGUGACUGAAAAAUUGGAAAAAAAGAACAAUUACCAUGAGACUUACAUCCAGGAGAUCCUACACAUGAUUGAUGAGAGGCUGCACAACAAUCAGGAUGUCACGAUAGAGAUUGAAUUUGAAGUUUCUCUGAAACAGUACAUCUGUGCAUUUGCAGCCAGAGAGUUUCAGAAAAUGCAUGAAGAGUUCAUACAAAUGAAUGAUCCCUACAGAUGUCUGAAUCAAAACAAAGAAAAGUUUUGUGCUGAUUUUAAAGAUGUGUUCCAUGACCGAGACCAGUGCCAGAAGAAGGCAGAAGAAUUCACCAACCGCUGCUUGGAGCCUGCAGUCGUAGACUUUGUCAACCGUUCCCUGGGUCCUGAUAUCAUCGGUGAAAUGCAGACCAGCCAACAGUUCAGCACACGCAUGUUCUUCCAGUAUUCAGUUUUAAUGGAUUUGCUCACAAAGGACGACUUUGAAAACUAUCAGAGCUAUAUUUGCUCAUAUGAGAAGUAUGUGAAGAAAUGGACACUUGACCAAAUAGUGGAACGCUUCUCAAAUCCGUCUACGGCCUUUAAGUUUGAGGAUCAACAUCUCCAGUCAAGUGUCAGAAGCAUAAAUAAUGCUACCAACAAAGCUAAAACCAAACAGAGCGGUGACUUGAAGACAUUCGUUAAAAAUGUCUGUCAGGAACUUGGUGAUAAACUGGUCAUUUCCCAGGAUGCUCUUGGUGCUUUCAUGAUCCUGAACAACGCAGACCAGGAACAGUUUGCUCACUGGCUCACACAGUGUGUGAAGGAGAUGGCAAACGCUCUUGGAGAGAAGUUUAAACACACUAACAUCCAAGUGAAACUAAAAAAACUUCACGUGAAUCCUCAGAACGAGCUUUUCACCAAACUGAUUGGAUGUGGUAAUCAGUGUCCAUUCUGCAAAGCGCCUUGUGAGGCAGGAGGAAGAUUCCACACUGAGCACUGGACUUCACUACAUCGGCCAGAGGGUCUGGGUAGAUAUAGAUUUUGUCUUACAAACAAACUUACAACUGACAUAUGCUCUUCCUCUGUGAUCACUGAAGCACAAUUUCAGUGUGAAGCUACAAACUGGACAUUUCACCCUUACAAGCGUUACAAAGAAAUUUUCAGCAACUGGAAAAUUCAACCGGAUGGAAGUCUGCAGGCAUCAGACUACUGGAAAUAUGUAAUGGCAAAAUUCAACAUACAGUUUGCCAAAGCAUAUAAUGCAAAGCCUGCGGAUAUUCCUUUAGCUUGGAAAAUUAUCACACGUAAGCAAGCAGAGGCAAGCAUCAACGAGUCAUUUAACAAUACAUGAGAGAGUGCAUGCUUUGUGAUUACUGAGGUGCACAUUAUUCUAAUUAGAUUCAUUCAUUCACAUUCUCACAUAGAUAUUUUUGAUCUUCCUUGUUUUAUAUGAUAAAGAAGAGAAUCACAAAUCAUAACAUUGUAUAUUAGUUGACACGGUUGAAGAUAUUGACAGUACAAAAA
Molecule: messenger RNA, 5348 nt
Organism: Etheostoma cragini (Arkansas darter)
Lineage: Eukaryota; Metazoa; Chordata; Actinopteri; Perciformes; Percidae
Product: interferon-induced very large GTPase 1
Exons: 6
Coding region: 166-5175 (1669 amino acids)
Molecular function (GO): GTP binding; protein binding
Source: RefSeq, a predicted model, not a curated record